Hemiscyllium ocellatum (epaulette shark) is the source of this 7389-nucleotide messenger RNA. It is a transcript of the gene nbas, whose product is annotated as NBAS subunit of NRZ tethering complex. Gene Ontology annotation, biological process: retrograde vesicle-mediated transport, Golgi to endoplasmic reticulum. The transcript has 52 exons. The record is from RefSeq and is a predicted model, not a curated record. Bases 4 to 7065 code for a protein of 2353 amino acids. Gene Ontology annotation, cellular component: Dsl1/NZR complex; endoplasmic reticulum membrane. NCBI's taxonomy places the organism in Eukaryota, Metazoa, Chordata, Chondrichthyes, Orectolobiformes, Hemiscylliidae. Gene Ontology annotation, molecular function: SNARE binding.
ACGAUGGCGGUGGAAGAGGAGAACGUUCUGUACGACCUGCUGGUUCACAGCGAGUGGCUGCAGGAGAGUGAGGCGCAGCCCAGACGCCACCGACAAUGUGGAUCCAUUCUUGUCAAGACCAUUUCUGGUCCCCUUAAAUUUGUGCUUCAGUAUGUCAGAUAUAGCCACUCCAGCUCUUUGCUUUCUCCUAGUUUUGUCCAGUUGGUCGACAAGCAAAUCAACUGGCAACUUGUUGUAGCCAGUAAUGGGAAAUUGUUGGCAGUGGUUCAGGACCAAUGUAUUGAAAUCAGAUCUGCAAGAGAUGAAUUUGGCUCUGUCUUUGGAAAAUGUCUAGUUCCAAAAGAUCCACACCCUCAGUGGCGUCAUGUGACGUGGAGUCAUGAUUGUACACUGUUGGCUUAUGCUGACAGUUCAGGCACAGUGAAAGUGUUUGAUUUGAUGGGCAGUGAACUUUUCGUCAUUCCACAGACUAUUAAUUCUGCAGGUGAUCUGAGUUAUGCUGUGGCAGGAUUGAUAUUCCUGGAGUCUACUGAUAAUGCUCAAUGUUCAACAGAGCUUCUGGUUAUAAACUAUCGUGGGCAAUUGAAAAGUUACUGGCUCAGUGUUGGAACCCAGCAAAGUUAUCAAGAAAGUCACAGCUUCAACUUUAACAGUCAUUAUUCUCAUGGAGUUAUUACAGUGAUCUAUCACUCUGGCCACAAGUUACUUCUGGUAGGAGGCUGUGAAACCAGUGAAGAAGGAAUCUCUAAAGCUAGCAGUUAUGGGGUAACUGCGUGGCGGGUUCUGUCUGGUGCACCCUACUACAAGCAGGUCACCAACUAUGAAGAUGAUGUUGCUGGUUCACAAAGAGGUUUGUUAAAGUUGCUCAGUUUUCGAGGAUUGUGGAGACAGGAACCAAAGCAGGAUGGGGUUUUCAAAAUGAGUUUGUCCCCUGAUGGGACGAUCCUGGCUGUCAUCCAUUUAUCUGGCCAGCUGACUUUAUGGGAGCUUCCCUCCUUGAGGCACCAGAAAGAAUGGAAACAAGAAAUGCAGGUUGGAUAUGAUGCCAUUAACCCGGAGUGGACAAAAUUUAUGGAGAAAAGGAAGAAAAUAAAAGAUCGAUCAUCAUUCUACCCCCUCUGUGACAUAAACUGGUGGUCUGACAGUGCAGUUAUUCUGGCUCGCUGUUCUGGUGCUUUAACUGUAUCAUCUGUGAGGACGUUGAAAAACUUGCUUGGACAGUCUUGUGAAUGGUUUGAACCUUCUCCUCAAGUCGGUGCUGCUCAUAAUGGAAGCUUUAUGUGUUUAGAGUGUGAAGUGAAAGUAGCUUACAAGAGGCAUCGUUUGGAAACUAAUACAUUAGAAGAUGAUGAAGGCGAUGAAGAAUCUGACUCAGAUGAUGAGUCCUCUGCUAGAGCUCGAUAUUUUAGUUAUGUGAAGCAGGGCUUGUAUUAUUUGACAGAAAUGGAGCGAUUUGCUCCCCCUCGAAAGCGACCACGAACAAUCAGUAAAACUUACAGGCUAGUAAGUUUGAGGUCUACAACUCCAGAGGAGCUGUAUCAAAGGAAGAUUGAUAAUGAAGAAUAUGGUGAAGCAUUGGCUCUGGCAAUGGCCUAUGACCUUGACAGUGAUCUGGUAUAUCAAAGACAGUGGAGAAAAUCCCCCGUGAAUCUUGCAUCUAUUCAGGACUACCUGAGUAAAAUUAAGAAACGUUCAUGGGUGUUGCAUGAAUGUGUGGAAAGAGUGCCUGAAAAUGUUGAUGCAGCAAGAGAACUGCUUCAAUAUGGAUUGAAAGGGACUGACCUUGAAGCACUUAUUGCUGUAGGAAAAGGAGAAGAUGGAGGCAGAUUUAUUUUGCCUGGAGAUGUAGAUAUUGAUGAUCUCCCCUACGAAGAUUAUAUGUCACCAGUUGAAGAGAUGCAGAAGAGAAAAGAAAAAGAGGCAGCCAGGAGACAGGAGCUGCUGCAAUGUGUAAAUUUUUCCAUGUUGACAUUAGAACAAAAGGAGCUCUGCCGCUGUAGGUUGAAAUUAUUAACUUACUUAAAUCGCCUAGCAACUUAUGAGGAAAUUCUUGGAGGGCCUCAUGCUGCUGAAAGAAGAUAUGAUUCAGAAUUUUUCAAAAAAUUUAGAAGUCAAAAUAUUGUAUUGUCAGCAAGAACUUACGCAAGGGAGAGCAAUGUUCAGGCUUUGGAGAUUCUUUUUACCUAUCAUGGAUCAGAUUUGCUGCCUCAUCGGUUGGCCAUUCUUUCAAACUUCCCUGAAACAACGACUCCUCAUGAGUAUUGCUUCCUUCUUCCAGAAGCCAGGUUUGUUGAUGAGCAGGGUGAUUUGGUGGUAUUACCGUGGAAUGAACAACGGCAUCAGGAUCUGGAUUGGUGUGAAGAACCAAAUCUAAGACAGGUCAUAGACUGCAGUCCACAAGAUGUAGCUGAGUUUCUGUAUCAAGAGCAGCCUGAAUUGUUGAAGUACAGCACAACUGAACCCUCUAUUGAAUGUCUGACAGAGUGGUAUCAGAAGCGUGCAGAGGAGAUUGAGAGCUACUCCAGACAGGUGGAUUGUGCCUUAUCUCUAGUGCGCCUUGGCAAGGAGAGGAACAUCCCUGGAUUAGAGGUUCUAUGCGAUGAUCUGAUCACUCUGGAAACUCUCGUGUAUGAAGCAGGAGCUGAUCCAACUCUUUCUUUGAAGGAACUGCAACAGAUGAAAGACAUCGAUAAACUGAGGCAAUUAAUGAUCAAUUCCUCUGAGGAAAUGUAUAUAAAGAAUGUCUACCAGUGGGUGGUUCCUUUCCUGCAUCGCUGCGAGAGUAAAAAUACUGGACAUGCUGAUGAGUUGCUAAGAGAAUACUUAGUAACAGAAGCAAAAGAGGAUUUGAAGUACCCUUUGAAAAUAUUUCAGCAAUCUAAACCUGAUUGUCAGCAGAAAAUUAUUCCUGACCAUCACCAGUUAAUGGCAGUAGCCCUGGAAUGUCUCUACAACUGUGAACGGGAUGAUCAGUUGGCUCUUUGUUAUGAUAUCCUUGAAUGCUUACCACAGCGGGGCUUUGGUCCAGAGACAGAAAUGUCUAAAACUCUGCAUGACCAGGUUGACCUUUUGGAACAACAUCUGAGUGUGGCAGAAAUUUUGGAAAAGCAUGGUCUGCAGAAACCAAUUUCAUUUGUAAAGAACACACAGUCAAGUUCAGAGGAGGCUCGUCUGCUUAUGGUGCGGCUAACCAGGCAUGUUGGACGCAAGAACCCACCUGUAAGUGAAAGUGAAUGGCGAGGCUUGUUUCACGAUCUUUUGGAAAUGCAGCGUUCUGUAUACAGUUGUCUGGACUUCAAUAUCUGCUGUGAGAUAUUCACCGAGAGCCUACUAUGUUCUAAUCGUUUGGAGAAUAUCCGUUUGGCUGGGCAAAUGAUGCACUGUAAUAGUGUAUCUGUUGAUCCUUCCAUUAAUGCUACUUCCAGAAGCAAGAUACAGUCCAAGGUCAACUAUGAGAAAAGUAUUGAAUUGGUUCUAACUGCAGCAAGAGAAUAUUUUAACUCAUCAGCCACCUUAACUGACAAUUGCAUGGAUUUGGCCAGGUGCUGUUUACAACUCAUUACAGACUGCCCCCCUGUUAUUCAGGAAGAGCUGGAUCUCAUUAGUGCUCUCAAUGUGAUGGAAGAGUUCAACAUGAAGAUUUUGCCCAUGCAAGUACGUAUGUGCUCAGACCGACUCCGACUCAUAAAGGAGUGCAUUACUCAGUGUCCAACAGCAUACAAACAGUCAAAAAAGCUCUUGAUUCUUGCAGAUUUGCUGAGAGUAGCCGGGCAGGAUAAGGCGCAGAGGAAAGGAGAGGUAUUGGUUCUCCUGGCUGAGCAGGCCCUUGAGUAUGAAGAUUACAAAGCUAGCAGUAUUCAUUGCCAAGAUCUUAUGUCUGCAGGUUACAGCGCUGGUUGGCAGGUGUGCAGCAAACUGGGGCAGUCAGAUGGCUAUCAUGACCUGACAACUCGGCAGGAAUUAAUGUCCUUUGCUCGGACUUAUUGCCCUCCCAAUGUUAUCCAGUCACUGCUAGCUGUCAGCAGCUCACUUCAAACACAGAUUUUGUAUCAAGCUGUAAAUUAUCAGAUUGAGCCAUCAGAGAGGAGCGAGUCUAUAAAUUCUACAGGCAAUGCUCAGCAGAUUGAAAUAAAAGUUUCAAAUAAUUCAUCUGAUCUUCUUCAUCGGACAACUGCAAAGACUAUGGAGGUUCUCAGUAGUACUUCAAUGACAACUAAAGCAGUGUUGCAUGCUGUCAGUGAUGCGCAGUGGUGGAAGAAGUCCCUCAGCUACCUGCGGCCUUUACAUGAUCAAGGACGAGAAGCAACAUUAAGACGUGAGACUGGUGUAAAUGGAGAUUUGGAAAAGCAAGGCUGUCAUCCCUUUUAUGAGAUCCUCAUUGAUGAUCCUUUCAUUGACAAAAGUGAAGUAAACUACACUAGUUAUCAAUACAGUGCUCUGGAGAACUUUGCAGAAGUCUUGUUGAGAGCUGGAAAAUUGUCUGAAACCAAAAGUGAAGGGGAAAACCUAUUUCCUGCCACAGAAGUUCUUUUGCAGCUAGCCAGUGAUGCUUUACCCAAAGACAUGACCUUAGCCCUAGCCUACCUUCUGGCCCUGCCUCAGAUUGUGGAUGCCACUAAGUGCUUUGAGAAGCAACCUCAUUCAGCUUUGUCCCUCCAGUUUGCUGGAUACUAUUACGCCUUACAGAUCUACAUUCGCUUGAGUCCAUGUUUUAAGGAAAAGUGUCACUCCAUAUACAGGGCUGAUCCCAAAGAGGUAAUUAAUCUGGUCACAAAACAUGUGACUGAAAAUACAGAGUUCAGUUGGCCAGAAGAAAUUCAGGCGCUAAUUCAUCAGCUUUGCUAUUACAAUGAGCUGUUGACAGACUUCACGCAAGCUCAAACACUUCAAGGCCUUGGCAAAGGUGUGGAUGUCCAGCGAUUCGCAACAGACAGCCAAUAUAAAAGGGAGACCAUUCUGGGGUUAGCAGAAACCUUAGAAGAAAAUGUGUACAAAAUCUCUCUGUCUUUGGCUCAACGUUAUAAUAUCGCACUCUGGGAAGUUUACAUGACACACUUGGAAUUCCUUUUCACUGAUAGUGGGCUGUCAACGUCAGAAAUUGAAAGUAGAGUCCGAAAUCUUGAUCUAUUCGAUGUUCUGAAAACCAACCAAGAAGCUUUUCAUGAGCACAUGACAAAAUAUGUUUAUCCUGGCAUUGAUGGUGUGGACCAUGUCCGGUUACUUUAUUAUUUUACUUUGCUGGAAAACUGCGGCUGUGCUGAAUUUGUGAAAAAACCCAUCAAACCAGACACUAACAUAAAGCUUCUAAAGAAGUUGAAGGUCGUUACGCCAGACCUUAAUUACAAGAAGCUGACAGAUGGAGACGCUGAUCCUUUGGAAUCUUUGGAGCCAGUUCUUAACAGCCAUAAUGUCUUACCAGUUUCUAAACUAGCACCCAAAAUUCCUGGGAAAGGUGGCACAAUGCUUUCAGCAAACCUCAUCUAUGCUACAUGGCUUCGUAAGCUUUUCUGGAUUGGAGAUAUCCAGCUUAUUAAAAAACCACCACAGGAAGAAGCUGAAUGGUUGCAUGCCUACGAUACAUGUGCAAAAUAUUUCGACAGGCUUCUCCCUGAAGAUGUUAUUGGACUAAUAGAUGACUUCACCUUUUCUGAAAAUUCUGUGAACAAGCUGCAUGUUCAAGCUAGGUUGGAGAUUACUAAAAGAGCAAUGAAAGCAAUCAAACAGGUCAGUGAGAAGCAGCAGAAGAAGGCUUUCGAAGGCAACAUCCCACCUGCUUCAAAUUCCCAAGUCAGCUAUGAAGAGGCUUUGACUCAUCUACAGCAAUCAUUUGCUCAUCUAGAAACACUCAACCACAGCUUUGUGCACUCCCUAAAGGCUAACAAACAGGUCCUGUUCCAAAAAUACUAUCGGCUCUAUGACCUUUCAAGAUCUGAGAGUAGUAAACUGCACAACCUGGUGGUUACUAUGGUUCUAGAUGGGCAACCUCUUGAUAUAAUGCAGCAGAUGCUUCUAGUUGCUGUGGAAUCGCAAGACAUAUCCGCUAAAGCUGUUGUACAAGAUGCUAUACAGAGAGUUAUAAAUGUGCUAAGUGGUACUAGUACCGAUGUCCUACCAGAAAAGGAUCCACUUCAGGUCCUUGAAGGUAUUGUUAAAUCUGUGCAUUCCAAUGUUGUGGAUGGGGGUAACCUUGUUUCUUCGGAUGACCUCUUGACAUGGCUGAGACCUUUUUGCAGUGAUGCAGAUUUGCCUGUAAAGCCUCGAAUUUAUGUUCUGCAAGUUCUUGAGCAGGCAUUUGAUCUCAGUGAUGAGGACAGCAAGUUACUUGUGCUGUUCAGAACUCAAGCUGUUCUGAAGGCAUGCUGGCCAGAGAAACAGGUUAAUGUAAAUGACAUUGCAAAUGAAGAGAAACGUUUCCAGCUCUUUUUGGAGUUGCUAGAUUCCAGUAACGAUGGGACUAAAUUUCAGCAUUUGGUGAUGCUCCUUCAGGCUUGGCCACCCAUGAACAACGAUGAUAUGUCAACGGAGGAGCAUAAUGCUUGGAUUAAGCUUGUCACUGCCAUGUUGGUAAAGUGUGCCCCUGAAAAGCAAGAUACGACUGGAAAUGAAAUACUUUCCAUCUGCCGCUCUCUUUACUUGACAAAGCACAAACUACCAUUUAAGUGGGUGAAACAAAUUUAUCUCCUACUCCUGGAACAAUCCAUCCUACUGCCAGCAUUGAAACUUGGGAUAGAAAGUGGUAACCAUGAACUGCAGAAACUGGUAAUGGAACAGAUAAGGGCUGUCUCUCAGAUCGAUGCUUCCAAUUGUGAUACAGAGCUGCUUUCCUUGCUGUUGAACAAUAAAUUAGUGGUGGACUGCGUCUCUACUGUUUUCUACCCUUACCUUCUAAAACAUCUUUUGGCCAAUCAUGAGGAAGGACAGUACACUGUUGAAGAGAUAGCAGAACAAUUGAAUGAAGCAGGCUGCACUGCAGAGGGAGGGUCUUUACUGAUGUAUCAUAGGGCAACACAUCCAUCAUUAAGUACAUUUAGUGCUGCAUUAAGUGUAACAAAGAGGUGGUUAUGAAAGGAUUUUGCCUUGAUAGCAAAGUUUCAGGUAAAGGACAAAGCAUGGACUUUCUGACUUACUCAUCUUCAAUCAGAUACUGCAAUGAAGUUUAACAUUACUGCGUUUGCUACUUGGAAAUGUUUGUGUUUCUAGCAAUAGGGCUGUAAUAUCAAUGUGGUUCUGUAAACAAUUUAAAACCUAUUACUGAAAAUUAAAAUUUGUAACAUUUUUUCAGUUUAUAAAGAUAGUUUAAUAAGGAUGAUGUAAAAAAGGUUGCACCACAGUAGUUUACUUCGGUGCACUCCUAGAAAUUUCACUGUGAAAUAGUGUAUCAGAUUUUUC